Molecule: messenger RNA, 1810 nt
Organism: Hypomesus transpacificus
Lineage: Eukaryota; Metazoa; Chordata; Actinopteri; Osmeriformes; Osmeridae
Product: excitatory amino acid transporter 3-like
Exons: 12
Coding region: 1-1596 (531 amino acids)
Biological process (GO): L-glutamate transmembrane transport
Cellular component (GO): plasma membrane
Molecular function (GO): L-glutamate transmembrane transporter activity; glutamate:sodium symporter activity; L-cysteine transmembrane transporter activity
Source: RefSeq, a predicted model, not a curated record
AUGAGCAACAUGGGGAAAAGAAGAAACGCUGGAUGUGACUUUAAAGGUUUUCUGAAAAACAAUUGGCUGCUCAUUGCUACAGUUGUGUCAGUGGUGUCAGGCAUUGCACUGGGAGUAGUGGUCAGGGAGUAUGCCCACCUCUCGCAACUCCACAAGUUCUACUUUGGUUUUCCUGGGGAGAUCUUAAUGAGGAUGCUCAAGUUGAUCAUCCUCCCCCUCAUCAUAUCCAGCAUGAUCACAGGGGUAGCUGCCCUCGACUCUGAGGUGUCGGGGAAGAUCGGCCUGCGCGCUGUCAUCUACUACUUUUCCACCACCAUCAUUGCUGUCGUCCUGGGCAUCGUUCUGGUGAUAACCAUCCAACCUGGAGUCUCCCACAGCACAGAGGAGAUCGACCGCACGGGGUCCACCCCUGACGUCUCCACCGCAGACGCCAUGUUGGACCUGAUCAGGAAUAUGUUUCCAGAGAACUUGGUACAAGCCUGCUUUCAACAGUACAAGACACAACGUAAAGAGAUCAAGGCCCCAGGGAACGCCACAGAAUAUCUAAAUGUCACAUCAUCAUUAACACGGUUCACCACUGUUUUGCCAUCUAUCAAUCCUAAGAAUGUAACAAAGGAUUACACCGUGGUUGGUUCGUACUCUGACGGCAUCAACAUUUUGGGCAUCAUCAUCUUCUGUCUGGUGUUUGGUCUGGUCAUUGGUCAAAUGGGAGAGAAGGGGCGAAUCUUAAUCGAUUUCUUCAACGCCUUAAACGAAGCCACAAUGAAAAUAGUCCAUAUCAUGAUGUGUUACAUGCCAAUCGGAAUACUGUUUCUCAUUGCUGCCAAGAUCAUUGAAGUGGAGGACUGGGAAAUCUUUCGAAAGUUGGGACUUUAUAUGGUGACAGUUUUAAGUGGGUUGGCUAUUCACGGGACGAUUGUCCUUCCUCUCCUGUACUUUGCGUUUGUGAGGAAAAACCCCUUCAGGUUCAUCUGGGGGAUGACCCAGGCUCUCCUCACUGCUCUCAUGAUCUCAUCCAGCUCUGCCACUCUGCCUAUCACGUUCCGCUGUGUGGAGGAGAACAACCAUGUGGACAAGAGGAUCACGCGGUUUGUUCUGCCCGUGGGAGCCACCAUCAACAUGGACGGCACAGCUCUUUAUGAGGCAGUGGCGGCCAUCUUCAUCGCUCAGCUCAACAACUACCCCUUAGACGUGGGUCAGAUAGUCACCAUCAGUGUCACCGCCACACUAGCAAGCAUAGGAGCUGCCGGAGUCCCCAACGCCGGCUUGGUUACCAUGGUUAUCGUCCUGACUGCAGUGGGUCUACCUGCUGAUGAUGUCACACUCAUUAUUGCUGUGGAUUGGCUCCUGGACCGCUUCCGUACAAUGAUCAACGUGCUUGGAGAUGCGUUCGGCGCUGGAAUCAUCCAGAAACUCUCAAAGAGGGAACUGGAAAAGAUGGACCAAGGAUCAUCGGAUACGGAGCUGUUUAACCCUUUCCCUCCUGAAAUAGCCAUGAUCCUGGAAGAAGACAACGAAAACAAUGCCUACGUCAAUGGGGUGUUCGUAGUGGAGAAGAGCGAUGUCAUAUCCUUCACACAGACCUCACAGCUGUAGACAAAGAGGAGGUGAAAACAGCCUUAGGAGAACAGAGAGGAGGUGAUGUGUUCCGGGGUCAAGCCGAUACUGAAGCAGCACUUGCACUGCUCACACCCGAGCCAAGCUCUGCGGUUUGCUGCAGUCAGUUUUAAUUAUAAUGUUUGUUAUCAAGCCAGUUAUUAUUUUGUAUGCAGAUAUAGAUGUUUUGUAUCCACAUUGCACUUUCCUUUUA